Molecule: messenger RNA, 3477 nt
Organism: Hydractinia symbiolongicarpus
Lineage: Eukaryota; Metazoa; Cnidaria; Hydrozoa; Anthoathecata; Hydractiniidae
Exons: 11
Coding region: 188-3412 (1074 amino acids)
Cellular component (GO): plasma membrane
Molecular function (GO): protein binding
Source: RefSeq, a predicted model, not a curated record
UCCAAACACUGAAAUAAAAAAUACGUGAACUCAACUUCAGUAUUAAGUAUAACAAAAAAAUUAUCGACAGAAAUGCUUAAUAAUUAUUAAUUAUAUUAAAUAAACAAGGCUAUAUUUACAGAUGGAAAUAUUAUAAAAAGAAUCAAGAACGGAACGAGAAAAAGACUGUGUAAUAAAAACUGGAAAAAUGCGCGAAAAUAAGCAGUUACGUUUUCAAAACACAUGGGAUAGUUCUAGCAUGGUAGAAACCUCCUCCAUAAACCAUGCCAGAAAUGCUUCUCCUGCAUCACGCGGUCUUCAAGGAGGAGAGCGAACUCAACGCGUUCGACCGUAUCCAAAUAAAAAGCGAAGCAAAGCUACAAAAAUGUUGUUCUUAAAAAGACACGCAGAAAUAGGUUUUGGAUUUAGCAUUCGUGGUGGUAUCGAGCACGGGACGGGUAUUUUUGUGUCGAAUAUAAACAAAUAUUCGGAUGCCUUCAGUCAAGGGCUACAAAUUGGUGAUCAGGUUUUGAAAGGAAAUAAACAAUCAUUUGAAGAAGUAACGCACGAAGAAGCUGUACAAUUCAUUCAAAGUCAGCGAACUCUACGCCUGAUGGUUUUAUCACUCGGUAUAAUUCCUGGUAGCAAAAUUGAACACACUCGAUAUCAAUGGAUUAAUUGCUACGGAAGACCGUGUUCACCCUUACCCAUCAAAACAUUUCCAACUACUGAUCCUGACAACGCAGAAGAAUCCGGCAGCAUGCGUCCAUUGGAAGAUGACGAAAGAAAGGUCAACAUCGUGGUAGGAAACAAUAGUCGUUUAGGUUUGCUAAUCAGAGGAGGUAUGGAAUAUGGACUCGGUAUAUUUAUUGCCGGGAUUGAUGAGGAUUCGGUCGCUGAUCGAUCUGCUGUUAUGGUGGGCGAGCAAAUAAUUGAAGUGAAUGGCAUCAGCUUUUUAAACAUCGGUCAUGCUGACGCUGCACAUAUUAUUCGAACCAGUAAGAUGAUGACGAUGAUAUUAAAGGAUGUCGGGAAAAUACCGUUGGCAAGAGUUGUGUACGACCAAACAGAAUGGCUUGAUAGACGUUCUGUUUGUUCAAGAUCUCCUCAAGACACAUCUCCUCGUGACAGGGAUUCUAUGAUUCAGUCAGGAAUUGCAGGCAGCCAGUUACAUCAUCAAUCCGUCACUGGACCAACGUCCUAUCAAUGGAUUGAAGAGAAAGCUCAAUACUGCCUAAGCGAAGACGAGUGGAACACUUUAAAAUAUUACGUUCGUGAAUACGUCCACGGUAGACUUUCUGUGAAUGAAUUCGUGUUCUCGUUACUAGACCUCUUGGACUCGAAUGAAAAGAAAUCUCUAAUUCAAGAAGUGAGAGGGAUAGUGCGCGCUCAAGACAUCGAAAGAUUUGAUGAAAUGAUGUUACGUAUCGAAGUACAAGCAAUUAAGAUUCAAAACGAACAGGAUAGUGAGGAAGAUAAUAUAAUUGUUCUACAAGAAGAAAGCAUGGCUGCUUCCCCAUACGAUCCGGUCUAUCACUCUUCAUCUCCGGCAGGAAGAAAUGGUUUUGACUACGAUCAACUUCAAGAAGAUUCUUACCACUCUACGAUGGAAAACAUAACGCAGGAAAGCAUACUUCAACAAAGUCCUCAGAAAUUUGUUCCGCGAAAUAUAAUGGACGAAGAUAUUAUCGAAGAGGAAGAAGAAAUAGGAGAAAUACUAGAAGAGCCUGUAUACGCGACUGUGAAUACUCACAAAACACACGACGCAGAAACAGCUACCAUUUUAAAAGACUACGAUAAUUUAGAAUCUGUAAAGAAAUUUACAACUUUCAGCCCUCCAACGCAGAUAAAAAAUAAAGAAACAGUUCCACAUAUUUCCGAAAGAGUCACUGAGGAGGAGAAAGAUUUCGAGCAAAAUAAGUUAGGAUAUGCGUUUAGUUUUCUUAACUCGACAAACGAGGAAUUAGAAUCACCACGAAAUGAGGUACUUGGACUAACAUCAGACAAGAAGGAGCCUUCAGAUGACGAUGACGAUCAAAGUGUAGUGUCUGUUUCCAGCUUGGAAAACGGUGAAGAGCCCACACCACCGUCCUCCAUAAGCAGGGGUCAACAUUUCCCCGGAUUCAAUGCAGGAUCAGCGAACCGAAGACAAAAGUCGAAUGUAAUUGAUUUAGAUUUUUCUCCGUCUGAAGAAACUGCUCCUUCAAUUCAAGACUUUAAACCAAAAUCUUUAUCAAACCACAUAUCUGCGAACACAUCCGUUCCUAGCAUUGCCAUUGCAAAUGCGACUCCUGAAGUGAAAAGAAAAAGCGUAUCAGACAAUGCUUAUGUUAAAAUAAAUAAAGGAACGGAGCAUGCUUCUUCACCGUCGUUUGAUUCCGCACCAAGUUUGGAACAUAGAUACUCAAAUUUCUCUGUGAAUGACAUCAUGAGGCAAAGUUUUCUCCCAACAACUAGACUGGAAUACGAUCCGCUUAAUUCAAGCAAUGAGGAUAUAGACUUUCUAAAUCGUAGCGUCGAAGAUAUCAGCAGAAGAGAGAAGCGACUAAAUCAAGUCAGUAGUUUAAACAUACAAAAUCAAUAUGAAUACGAAAAAACUGAAAAACUGAAGAACCUAUCCUUUUCAAGUACGGAAUCGUUAACAAAAUUAGAAGAACCGAAAAACUACGGUAAACCUGUUAUGACGAAAUCACCGAGAAACGAUUUUUAUGUAUCUUCUAACAGCAACACACUUUCUAAAAAAGUUAAAGAAGAAGUACCAACAAUAAAAUCGGUGAAUAGUCGGGAAAAUAACGUUGCAGUUGAAGAUAGAAAUUUUAACAUUGCUAGGUUUAAGAAUGAUACGCGGGAUGACAAUAAAAUUAGUCGGACAAUUGAACAGCAUUUGGAGUACAGAAACCCUUACGACCGAGAACACUCGACAUUAUAUAAAAGAAAGUCCCCGAUUACUGUUCCAAAGAAAGAAGAAAAAGCUCUAAGUGUAGACAUAGACUUUAGGGCGGCUGAUAGUCCUCCCUCUCCAUACCAAUAUGAACCGCCAAGAAAUACGAAGAACAACGCCAUAAGGUCACGCAUUGAUGCGUUUAACGUAAAUGAAAAAGAUGGUAAUAGUCUUAAAAAAUCAGAUGGAACAAAACAAACUUCAAAGACAAACUCUUUGACCAAGCCAACAAAGCGGACUGUUAGCAUACAAAGAAAAAACGAUGACCCUGGGUUUACUAUUGACUCGAGACAAAAACAAGAAGAAACGGAAAUGUUUAUCGAUGAAAUUCAGGAUAGAUCAAUAACAGAUCUCACAGUCGGUGACGUCAUUAUUGGAAUCGACAACACGCAUUUCAAAAAAGGACUACAAAAGGGACUCGCGAAUUUGAUCAUCAGAAAUGCGUUCAGUAAUUCUGAAAGUUCAGAAAUCAAAGUCCAUUUAAAAUUAUGAAGCUUCACUACUAAAAGUUCUUCCCGUUUUGUAUAUAUAGAUGUAGCGUAGAAGAUUUCAUAUAA